This is a messenger RNA of Racocetra persica, 139 nucleotides long. Lineage: Eukaryota; Fungi; Glomeromycota; Glomeromycetes; Diversisporales; Gigasporaceae. The record is from the annotation of a GenBank genome assembly.
GAUAAAUUGAGUACACAAGCACAAACUUUUAAACGAUAUUUACGAAGAGAUUAUGCCAUGAAACUUACUGUUGAUCUAUUAGGUCAUUCUGUUCAUGAUCCCUGUAUAAGUCAUUGUUUACGGCACGCGUUUGGUGAUU